CUGGCCUGCGCAGGACUCGACGCGCAUUCCGCCGUUCAAAAACGUUAUUGUCAUUACUAUUAUUGCCAUUAUAUAAUACACGUACAUCACAUUAUUAUACUGUCGAUUUAACGAUAAUCCAAUAUCAAUAGUUCGUCCGUUUUGCGUUUUAAUAUCUGUAGAAAUGUAAUUUACGACGCCGAUUAUUUGUUGUUCUUUUGUGCACGACGACCGUGUUCGGCACCGCCACACCGCGCGCGCAUUGUAAUCGCCUAUCGCCUGCUGUUAUUUACCAGGCCUCCCCCCCCCCGUCGCGCGACGUCCCAUAUUUCUUUCUCGACGUCGCCGUUCGAAUCGCUUCGAGUGCAUUUCGCGUCAGCCGACCAGUCCAUUCCGUCGCCCGCGUUCACCUGCACGUCUUUUUCCGCUUCCGUCAGCCAUCGUUGCGUAGUACGUUCAGAUAUCAAGAUGAGUAUUAAAUUGUUUGCGAUUUGUGUGACAACUAUCUUCUGUGUAGGAUAUGUUGCUGGUGAAUAUUGUUAUAAUGAUGUUAUUGGUGCAUGCAGCCCAGUUGGAGGAGAAGUCCAAAACUGUAAUUCAAGAUAUGGGGCUUUCAAAGGUGAUGAAUUAUUAACAAAUGUUCAAAGCUAUGCCAACACACAUAUUUUGCGUAGUUUUCAAUAUUUGCUAAUGUCUUCUCAUUUUGGUAAUUUUGAAAAGAACCGUGGUGGUUUCGAAAAACUUUAUAAAAAAUUGUCUGACAAUACAUGGGAAAAAGCCAUUGAUCUUGUUAAAUUUAUGAGUAAACGAGGAGGUCACAUGAACUUCCGGGCACGUAAAGAUGAGAAGAACGAAAAACAAAUUGACUUUGAAAUGUAUGAAUUGGGAAGUAUGGCAAAAGCAUUGGAUAUGCAAAAAGGUUUGGCUGAAGAAGCACAUUACAUUCAUGCUGAAGUUACACGUAGAAAGGAACAUGAUCCCGAGGUUGCAUCAUAUUUCGAGAAUAACUUCGUACAUCAGCAUUCUGAUAUCAUAAGAACAUUAUCUGGUCACACCAACGAUUUGAAGCAAUUGAUUGCCAAUCAACCCGAUCCAAGCUUGUCCCUUUAUCUCUUUGAUGAAUACUUGCAGAAGACAUUAUAAGAUAAUUAUAUUUAAUUUUGUAUGCCAUUUAUUAUUCAACAAAACUUUAUCUUUAAACUCUUAAUCCCAAUAUUAUUUUGAACAAAAAAAAAAAAAAUAUGAUAUAA
Melanaphis sacchari is the source of this 1229-nucleotide messenger RNA. RefSeq lists its product as uncharacterized. The coding region runs from base 448 to 1122 and encodes 224 amino acids. Gene Ontology annotation, cellular component: cytoplasm. Gene Ontology annotation, molecular function: ferrous iron binding; ferric iron binding. The transcript is spliced from 6 exons. The record is from RefSeq and is a predicted model, not a curated record. Lineage: Eukaryota; Metazoa; Arthropoda; Insecta; Hemiptera; Aphididae. Gene Ontology annotation, biological process: iron ion transport; intracellular iron ion homeostasis.